AUGCUCGCCAACAAGCGCUUCUUCUUGGCCGUCGUCGCGCUCCUCGCGCUGUCGGCCGCCAUCGCCUCCGGGUCCAACUGCGGCAGCAAGCGCGUGACCCGCGAGCGCAUCGUCGAAUGGCACGACAAGAUUUACAGCACCACCAACGUGCUGGGCGCCCCCGGCGGCGGCGCUUCGGGCCUGCGUGCGUGGGCCAUGGUCGUCACCGCCAUGUUCGACGCCGCCAACCUGGCCGACGACUCGGAGUACGCCAGCUACCUGGACCUCUCGGGCAUUCCCUCCAGCAUCAACGUCAACAAGGCCGAGCCCCUGGCCGCCGCUGCCAAGGCUGCCGAGGUGGUGCUCAACGGUCUCAUUCCGGCCAGCGCCAGCGCCGACGUCCGCAACAUGCUCAAGUUCUCGCACCUGUCGCAGCUCAGCGUCCACCUCGGCGCCCUGCCCGACAACUACAAGACCGCCAACGGAAUCGCCCUCGGCGAAUUCGUGGGCCUCCGCAUGCUCGCCAACCGCACCAACGACGGCCACCCGCCCAACAACUGCAACAACUGGCCCAGCCCGGCCACCGCGGCCUGCCCCAACUCGGUGCCCAACAGCACCUUCUGGUACAAGUACCAGUACGACCUGCCCUACUUCCCCGGCCAGCCCAACUCGCCCGGCUACCCCCAGGUGCGCCCGUUCGCCAUCCCCGCCUACGACUCGGCCCUCUUCACCGUUCCCGCCCAGCCAGCCCCCGGCACGCCCCAGCACCUGUCCGACUUCGCCGAGACCUAUGCCUUCGGCACCAGCAACGCCAGCCUGUCGGCCCGCACCGCCGAGACUGACGCCAUCGCCCGCUUCCACGACGGCAACUUUGGCUCGCAGGUCGGCUGGGCCAUGGACUAUGUGUCGAGCUCGGGCAUCGACGUUGACGGUGUGGACCUCCUCCGCGUGCUCGCCCUGGCCGCCAUCUCGUCGCACGACGCCCAUGCCACCCACUGGCUCUACAAGUACACCCAUUACAACGGCCGCCCGAUCGUGGCCUACCGCACCGUCACCCCCGACUCGCCGGCCCACGCCUACGUCGACCCGUCGUGGACCCCCGUGCUGACCACCUCGCAGACCCCCGAGCACCCGUCCGGCCACUCGGCCCGCUCCGGCGGAGCCUGCUUCGCCUUCAUCAAGGCCUUCGGCGACGUGCCCCCUAACGGCAACUUCCGCACCAUCUCCUACUCGCAGCCGCAGCUCGGCUCGCGCACCUACACCUCGAUCAUGCAGUUCUACCAGGAGGUGCACAACAGCCGCGUCUACGGCGGCGUCCACUGGCGCUCGGCCCUGAUUGCCGGCCAGAACCUGGCGGAGCAGGUCACGAACUAUGCCUUCGGCAAGAUCCUGCGCCGCAACUAA
This is a messenger RNA of Acanthamoeba castellanii str. Neff, 1383 nucleotides long. RefSeq lists its product as uncharacterized. The coding region runs from base 1 to 1383 and encodes 460 amino acids. The record is from RefSeq and is a predicted model, not a curated record. Lineage: Eukaryota; Discosea; Longamoebia; Acanthamoebidae. The transcript has a single exon.